ACAAAUUGGCGGGAACGGUUGUCCGUUGCUCUCCUCAGGCGCAGAAGGCUCGACACCCAUUUCUCCCCUCCUGGAAAGCGGAGAAGGGAGUGCGGAGAGGGCCCGGGAGAACAUUUCCGACUGCCUUGGGCUUUUGGCUGCUCACGAGCAGGAGACGCGAUGGAGGCCGAGAAAUCUCCAGGGAUGGAGGGCGCCCUCAGCCCAGAGAUCCACCGCCGCCGCUUCCGCGCUCCCGAUGGCUGCCGCCAGGAGGCCGAGGGGCCCCGGGAGCUUUGCAGCCGCCUGCACCGGCUGUGCCGUCAGUGGCUGCGGCCGGAAAGGAGCAGCAAAGGGGAGAUGCUGGACCUGGUGGUGCUGGAGCAGCUGCUGGCCCUGCUGCCCGCGGAGAUGGCGAGCUGGGUGAGGGAGUGCGGGGCCGAGAGCUGUUCCCAGGCGGUGGCCCUGGCCGAAGGCUUCCUGCUCAGCCAAGCCCAGAGGGAAGAGCCGCCAAAGGGGCAGCAGGUGCAGGAGCCGUUCAUGGGGGAGAUCUCCACAGAGGUUCAGGAAAGAGGAGAUCCAUCCAGCCAUUCUCAGGAGCUGCUUUUUAGGAGGAUCCAAGUGGGGCCUCCUUGCCAGGGAUCUGAUCCAUUUGAGGAGGUGACUGUGGACUUCACGCUGGAGGAGUGGGAGCUGCUAGAUUCUGGUCAGAAGACCUUGUGCAGAGAAGUCAUGUGGGAAAAUUUGAACAAUAUGGCUGCUCUGGGAGAUGAUGGGCUGGAAUAUGAGAAUAGCAAGCAAGGAAGGUUAAAGACAGAGAAAUGUGAAGUUGAAGAAGUUAUAUUUGGCCACGAAGAGGACACAAGAAGACAAGACAGGAGGCACUCAGAAAAUGGAGGGGAGAUGUCAUCCACUUCUGUUCCUGUUGGAAUCCCUAGCUUCCUGCCCCAGCAAGGCCUGGAAGGAACGCAAAAGGAAAAAUAUGAGAAAAAAGAGAAAAAUCAAUUUGAUUUACAUGAAUAUGGCAUAAACCAGACUGAAGGGAAAAUGUAUGAAAAACACAGCAAAAGCAAACCACAUACCUUUGUAAAAUCUGGGAGGGAUUCCAGUCAGAGCAGAGAGAUGAAACUGUGCAUGGAGUGUGGUAAGAGAUUCAUUAACAAGAGAACACUUAUUCUCCACCAAAGGAUCCACACUGGGGAGAGACCACAUAAAUGUACGGACAUUAACAACGUUCAUCUUAUUUACCACCAAAGGAACCACACAGGGGAGAGACCAUACAAAUGCAUGAAAUGUGGAACGACCUUUACACGGAAGGCACAUCUAAAUCGUCAUGAAAGAAUCCACACAGGGGAGCGACCAUAUAAAUGCAUGGAAUGUGACAGGACCUUUACACGGAAGGGACAUCUUAAUCAUCAUGAAAGAAUCCACACUGGAGAGAAACCACAUAAGUGCCUCAAAUGUGGAAAGACCUUUACCCGGAAAGAACAUCUUAAUUGUCAUGAAAAAAUCCACACAGGGGAGAGACCAUAUAAAUGCAUGGAAUGUGGAAAUACCUUUACACAGAAGGGACAUCUUAAUCUUCAUGAACGGAUACACACUGGAGAGAAACCAUAUAAAUGCAUGGAAUGUGGAAAGACCUUCUUGGACAAGAGUAAACUUUUUCUCCACCAAAGGAUCCACACUGGGGAGAGACCACAUAAAUGCAUGGAAUGUGGAAUGACCUUUACACAGAAGGGACAUCUUAGUCUUCAUGAACAGAUACACACUGGAGAGAGACCAUAUAAAUGCAUAGAAUGUGGAACGACCUAUAGACGAAAAGGACAUCUUAAUCGUCACGAAAGAAUCCACACUGGAGAGAAACCAUAUAAAUGUCUCAAAUGUGGAAAGACCUUUACCCGGAAAGGAAAUCUUAAUUAUCACGAAAGAAUCCACACUGGGGAGAGACCACAUAAAUGCAUGAAAUGUGGAAAGACCUUUACAAGGAAAGGACAACUUAAUUGUCACGAAAGAAUCCACACAGGGGAGAGACCAUAUAAAUGCAUGGAAUGCGGAAAGACUUAUACACGAAAAGGACAUCUUAAUCUUCAUGAAAGGAUACAUACUGGAGAGAAACCAUAUAAAUGCAUGGAAUGUGGAAAGACCUUUACACGAAAGAGUGCACUUAUUCUCCACCAAAGGAUCCACACUGGGGAGAGACCACAUAAAUGCAUGGAGUGUGGAAAAAGCUUUACCCAGAAAGGGCAUCUUAAUUCUCAUAACAAGAUCCACACAGGGGAGAGACCAUAUAAAUGUAUGAAAUGUGGAAAGGCCUAUACACGAAAAGGACAUCUUAAUUUUCAUGAAAGGAUACACACUGGGGAGGGACCAUAUAAAUGCACAGAGUGUGGAAAGGGCUUUUCCGAGGAGAAAGAAUUUACUCGCCACCAAAUGAUCCAUACAGGGGAAAGACUGUAUAAAUGCCUGGAAUGUGGAAAGAGCUUUACUCAGAAAGGAUAUCUCAUUGCUCAUGAACGGAUCCACACCGGUGAGAGGCCAUAUCAAUGCAUGGAGUGUGGAAAGAGAUUCAUUAACAACAGUGCACUUAUUCUCCAUCAAAGGAUCCACACCGGGGAGAGACCACAUAAAUGCAUGGAGUGUGGAAAGAGCUUUAUUCAGAAAGGACAACUUAAUCGUCAUGAAAGUAUCCACAAAGGGGAGAGACCAUAUAAAUGCAUGGAAUGUGGAAAGGGCUUUACUCGGAAAGUAUAUCUCAUUUCUCAUGAAAGGAUCCACACAGGGGACAGUCCUUACAAAUGCAUGGAAUGUGGAAAGGGCUUUUAUGACAUGACAAGUGCUACUCGUCACCAAAGAAUUCACACAGGUGUUGUGGCCCGCCAGCAGCCUGUGCAGCUGGUAGCUGAUUCCGACAAUGAGGAGGCUGGUGGUGUGAUUCGCCAGCAGCCUGUGCAGCUGGUACCCGAGUCAGACAAUGAGGAGGCUGAAGAAGAUGUGGUGCCAAAGGUGGGGAUUCAGCCAAGGCCUUCAGAACCUCCAGAAGCUCCCAUAAGUGAAGAGGAAGGAGAGGAGGAGCCUCUUCUCGAUGCAUGAUCGCGUAGAGCUGUUAAAAGGCAGGAGUGGCUCCUCAGGAGGAGGUCUUCUCAAGAGUAAGGCUUGGGGCUAAUUGGGCACUCCCCUAGCCUAUUUAAGGAAGGAUGAUGACUGAUGCAAUUUGCAGGAAACAACUUCGUUCAUAUGUUCAUAUUCCUUCGUGUCUUGAUUCCAGAAACUUUUGAUCGGCUCUUGCUUCUCUCAUGUCAGUUUUCCUGCAAAUUGCUUCUGGGCAUUCUGCCAACCAGAGUAAGAUUACAGUUAUCUGAAAUACUGUGCCUCAGAAUUGAGUUGUUAUUCUUUGGAUUAUUGUCAGAUGUUAAUGAAGUUAAAUUAACAGCUCUUGUUCAGAAAAGACUGAACUGUAUUUGUGUUCGAACAACUACUACAAAAGCUCAUUAGUUGUCCUUAAUUAGUAAACUAAGGUUUGUACGGA
Molecule: messenger RNA, 3502 nt
Organism: Pantherophis guttatus
Lineage: Eukaryota; Metazoa; Chordata; Lepidosauria; Squamata; Colubridae
Source: RefSeq, a predicted model, not a curated record